AUGUGGAUUGGAAUAGCCGAUUUUUUUUUCUUUUACCACACCCUCCUUAUGUUACUUCCGAACACAAAGGCACGCGCCCACACGCACACACACAUAUAUAUAUAUAUAUAUAAAUAUAUACAUAAGCAUAUACAGGCACAUGCACGCGUCAUCGACCCAUUGAUCCAAUGCAGUAUCGCGGGUACCGUAAUCCCACCCGUAUGUUACAUUUGCUCGCCCCUUUUUCGUGUCUCUCUCGUUUUUCUACAGUUUUUCCUUCUUUUCUUUUUUUUCUUUUUUUUUCCCCCUCUCCCUCUCAGACAAACGGACGUGCACGCAUGCAAACCUGCACACCCACCAAAUCUUUCCACGUGCUUUUUCUCGUUUCUUUUUUCAUUUUUAUUUACUGCGGUGGUUGUUUCUUUUUUUUUUUUUUUUUGGCUCUUUCGUUUCUUCCCCUUUUUUAUUAUUUUUGUUAUUAUUUACUCAUGUCCCUCUGUUCUUUUUCCCUUUCGUUUCUUGCCCUCUCCAUGCACGAGGAAUUUGUUGUGCCCUCGCAUUUGGUGGUAA
Messenger RNA from Trypanosoma brucei brucei TREU927, 549 nucleotides. RefSeq lists its product as hypothetical. The transcript has a single exon. The record is from RefSeq and is a predicted model, not a curated record. Bases 1 to 549 code for a protein of 182 amino acids. NCBI's taxonomy places the organism in Eukaryota, Euglenozoa, Kinetoplastea, Trypanosomatida, Trypanosomatidae.